This is a messenger RNA of Trifolium pratense (red clover), 1649 nucleotides long. Its product is annotated as endoglucanase 16-like. Gene Ontology annotation, molecular function: hydrolase activity, hydrolyzing O-glycosyl compounds. The transcript is spliced from 6 exons. Gene Ontology annotation, biological process: carbohydrate metabolic process. Bases 1 to 1452 code for a protein of 483 amino acids. The record is from RefSeq and is a predicted model, not a curated record. NCBI's taxonomy places the organism in Eukaryota, Viridiplantae, Streptophyta, Magnoliopsida, Fabales, Fabaceae.
AUGGAUACUAAAAGAUUAUAUUGGUCCAUCACUGUAACAUGGCUUACAUUGUUCCAAGGAAACAUGUUACUUGUUAGGGGUCAAUUUAAUUACAAGGAAGCUCUCACAAAAUCUCUUAUCUUCUUAGAGGCACAAAGAUCAGGAAAACUCCCUCCCAAUAACAGGGUCCCUUGGAGAGGAGACUCAGCACUCGACGAUGGAAAACUCGCUAACAUGGACCUAUCUGGGGGAUAUUAUGAUGCAGGAGAUAAUGUAAAAUAUGGUCUACCAAUGGCAUUUACGGUUACUACAUUAUCAUGGGCUGCCAUAUUUUACAAAGCAGAAUUUGAAGCAACAAAGGAAAUGGGAAAUAUUCAAGAUGCAAUUAGAUGGGGUACAGAUUAUUUUCUGAAAGCUAGUUCAAGAAGAAAUAGAUUAUAUGUUGAGGUAGGUGACCCGGUUGAUGAUCACAAUUGUUGGGCUCCACCAGAAAAAAUGAAGACAAAAAGAUCAGUUAAAGUAAUUGAUAGUAGCACACCUGGUAGUGAGAUUGCUGCUGAAACCGCUGCUGCAAUGGCUUCUUCUUCUAUCGUUUUUAGACAUGUCGAUCAUAAAUAUGCUCGUAGUCUCCUCAACAAAGCCAAACUGCUUUUCGAUUUCGCGAAAUCGCAUAAAGCAAGCUAUGAUGGAGAAUGUCCCUUUUACUGCUCCUAUUCAGGCUAUAAUGAUGAGUUGAUGUGGGCAGCAACAUGGCUAUACAUGGCAACAAAGAAAUCAAUAUACUUGAAAUACAUACAAGAAGAAGCAAUUAGUGCCACUGUAUCUGAAUUCAGUUGGGAUCUUAAAUAUGCUGGAGUUCAAGUUCUUCUCACUCAGUUACAUUUUAAAGGAAUAAAAGGUCUUGAAACAUUCAAAGCACACGGCGAAAGUUACAUAUGUUCGGUCCUUCCUGAUAGUCCUUACCACCAAAUCAAUUUAUCUCCCGGUGGAUUUAUUCAUAUGAGAGAUGGAGCCAACACACAAUAUGCCACCAGCACAUCUUUCUUGUUCACUGUAUAUAGUGAUUUGCUUGCCGAAUAUAAACAGAAAGUCAGAUGUGGAAACAAAGAAUUUGACUCAACUCAUCUCCUUGAUUUUGCCAGAAAACAAAUGGAUUACAUAUUGGGGAAAAAUCCAGAAGGAAGAUCAUACAUGGUAGGAUUUGGCAAAAACCCGCCAACACAAGCUCAUCAUAGAGGUGCUUCAAUUCCAAAGUUGGCACCAAAUGAAGAAAUAGAUUGUCCCACUAGCUUUGCAAAAUGGCUUCAAAGAGAUGCACCAAAUCCACAUGAGCUAACCGGAGCCAUUAUGGGUGGACCUGACAUCAAUGACCAUUUUGAUGAUAAACGUACGGAUUCACCUAAGACUGAACCUUGUACUUACGUUAAUUCUCUUGCGGCUGGUGCUCUAGCUAAACUUGCUUCAUUGGGUUAAAUUAACUUAGUUUCUUGUUAAUAUGUUAAUUACCCCAAUGUUGUUAAUUUCAAAUUAGUACUAUAUAAUAUAGUAGUAGGUUGGUCCUCGGAUUAAUCGGUCAUUGGACCGGAUACUGAAUUUUAAAAAAAUUUAAAAAAGUAGUAGUAGAUUAUAUAUGUUGAUCAAGACCUGCUUUAGCCUGUGUGGUCAGCUAA